This is a messenger RNA of Hippocampus zosterae (dwarf seahorse), 3292 nucleotides long. It is a transcript of the gene cep85l, whose product is annotated as centrosomal protein 85, like. Lineage: Eukaryota; Metazoa; Chordata; Actinopteri; Syngnathiformes; Syngnathidae. The coding region runs from base 258 to 2549 and encodes 763 amino acids. The record is from RefSeq and is a predicted model, not a curated record. Gene Ontology annotation, cellular component: centrosome. The transcript is spliced from 13 exons.
GUGACGUCACUUCCACUCCGGAAGUCAUCACGUGGAAGUUAGCGAAAGGAGACCGUUACUUGAAAAUGUCUCGAGACAAAAGAUAUUCAGUCAGGGCCCCGCAGCUGUCGUAUCGUGCUCAAAUGUCGCAAAGUGGAUAAUAAUCGCGUCUAAAUCCCUCACUGCCCUCCUUUUUCCCCACUGAGGUUUUUUUUUUCUUCCCUUUCCGACCGCAAAGCUGUUUUCCGGCUGUUACGUAAAACGUCUUCCCGCUGCCAAUGUGGAACAGAGGUGAUCUUGACGAUGGAUACGAUUCUAAUAAAACAGGUUCAAGUCGUGGCGGCUCUCCUGGCUGGAUCCCAAGCCAUGAAUCAUCGUGGCACAGCAAACAGCCUGGACCUGGAAACGGCAUAUUUGGACGUCGCCACAGCGCCGUGUCAGACAGCGGCGACACCGGCAUUGGUACCUACUGCUCUGAUAGCGUGGAAGAUGACUCCUGUUCAAGCACCACGCCUUCAUCUCUCCGACCGCUGUCCCGUCGUCACUCCAGUCAGGAAGAUGGCUUUGGCGGCGGUGUCCCGGUUGUCCACGUCAAGCCAUCCUGCGGCAGUGUGAGAGCCGCAAGCUCACCCGCUGGCACGGCUCGUUGGGCCAACUCUUGCCCACUGAGCCCCGCAAGCACGUCGCGGACCCUUGCUGCACAAACCGGCGUUGACAUGCAGGACCAGCAGCCCAUCCGAAGGUGGUCCUCCCUCACCAAGUUGUCUUCCGGUGUUGAAAAGAACUCCAGGAAGGCAUCGGUCCAGCAUCACAGUCCAGGUUCACACGGCUCCCUGGACAGGGGUCUGCUCUUGGGCUUCAGGAAAGAACCCCGCGCUUUAAAUCGGGACCUGUAUUUACCGCUAUCUUCCUCCUUGCUCUCUCAUAGCUUAUUGCAACGCUCUCCCGGUGCCCGUCCUUGCGACUGGAGCAAACCUAGCAGUAAAUCCGGUUUGGAAACGGACCUCUCGCUGUCCUCGACCCUCUCCUCGCCCGUUAAACGCGGCGGCUUGGGCACGAGCUGUAGUAGCUUGACCGAAGCUAAACUGCCAUUGGGAGGCGCUCAAGUUUACGGCCUCGGUUUGUCCAAGCUAGCGGACUCGCCGCUCGGCCACCCGGUUGACUCCCCGAUUCAGCCGGCCGUCCGCACGCAAAUGUGGCUGACAGAGCAGAUGGAGUACAGCUCGAAAGCGGAGCGCGCAGGAGAACUUGGCCAGGGCGGUGGCGGCGAGGCAAAGGUCUGCGGCGGAGAGGGAGCGGCACUUGAGCAAGGCAUCAACCAGAUGCUGCAGGGGACGACCCAUUUUGUCAACACUCUGGUGAAGGUGAAAGAAGGAAUGCUGAGACAAAAAGAACUGGAGAUCGAUCGACAGAAGCAACAGAUCCUGCAGCUCCACGCCCGCAUUCGAGAAAACGAGUUGAGAGCCCAGCAGGUGCUGCACAGUCACAGGUGGUUUGAAGACCCUCAAAUCCUCACGAUGAAGAAGUCCGUGAAGGAAGGACCACCCGAUCGACGGCGUUGCGAUGAAGACCUCAGCAGGAAGCUGGCAGUGUCCGAACUGGAAGUUCUUCAUCUCAAUGAGCUUUACAAGCAAGCCACUCACAAAUACACCGAAGACCUCAAGAAACUGGAGGAAAAGAUCAAGACAAGGGAUCGCUACAUCAGCAGCCUGAAAAAGAAAUACCAGCGGGAGAGCGAGCAGAACCAUGAAAAGCAGCAACGCAUCGAGACUCUGGAGAAGUACCUCGCUGACCUGCCAACUCUGGGCGAGGUGCAAGUUCAGGCCCUGCAGCUGGAAACGGUGCAGCUGAGAGCUCGGGAUCUGGAGCGAACGGUGUCGCGCCUGCAGAAAAAACUGGACGGCAGCUGCGCUCUGCUGAAGGAGAAAGACGCCACGAUUGAGACGCAAGCCAGGAGGGAGGAGGAACUCGUCGCAACCGUGCACAGGUUGCAGCAGAAGGUGCAGAAGUGUUUGGAGGAUGGCGUGAGGCUGGACCUGAAGCAUCUCCAGGUGGAAAACUCUCAACUCCUGGAGAGACGAGAGCGCAGCGGCAAGCUCAUGGAGCAUCAGAAAGAACAGAUUGAGAGGCUCAACUCACAGCUGAAGGUGACCGGUACAAGACGACAGAAGGGAAGAAAGCUUGCGCAACACCCGAGUCCUCCUGACAACCAAGAGCUUCGAUCCGGUGACUCCGCAACCUUGUCACAGGUGGAUGAGUGGCUGCGGGAGCGCAGCGGAUCCAACGCAGAGCCGCCGCAAGCGGGGGCGCUCCUGAAGGAGUUGUCGCUGUGUCUGCUGGACCUUCAGGCUCUCCGCAGCAUCCUGGUGCAGCGAGCGCAAGGGAAGGAGCUCAACUUGUCUCUGCUGCUGGGCAUGACGUCUUUGAACGCGUCUGCGGAGGAGAGCGAGCGCAGGGACGAACAAGAAGAAGUCGUGCCGUUGAAGCCGCUCCAGGUCGGCCAGCUGAGGCGAGGCGUCGACGAGCUGAGGAAGAACAUCGCCGAGUGGUACGGCCACUUCCGCGCUUGACGGCCGAGUCCCCGCCCACCUUUCACGCCGGCCCACCGGGAUGGAUGGCGUUCCCCCCACCGCUCCGUAUGUAUACUGACGUGGGAUGGCAAGGUUGAAGUGGAGCCCCGGGAUUCGGAUGCUCGCGGAGCGACUUGCGUGGCCUGUGCGAAGGCGCUCUUCGGACACAUCAAUGACCCGCUCGGGUGAGUUUUGGAACAAAAGGCGUUUUGGCACUUUGGUCCGCCAAGUACGUCGACGUGAUUGGCGAUAUAUGAGCCGUUUGAUCUUUUUCGGGGCUGCGACGGCGUUGGCGCGACCUCACAAUAAGACUUGAUUCUUCUUCAAUGAAUAUUCUGACUUUGCUCUCGAACAAGUACGACUUUUGUUUCUUGGACGCUGCCGCGUUGCUGCCAUGCCAGUGUGGCAUUUUUUUUCCACCUGGCUCAGAAUGGCGGCAGCUUGAUUGGACAGAAGUCGUUUGAUAGAUUCCUUCCUUUAUGGUCCAAAAACGGAUGUGACAAUGUAAGAAUCAACUAUUUUUGUAUCGCGUAUUUAUAUUCGCUGGAAAAUACUCAAUUGGACUCCAAUGUCCUGACGCGCAUGGCUCAGCACGAAGCUUCCGCUUUCAUCAUUUUUCCACAUUUGCCUCCGUCCAGACAUGAAGAUGAACAAUUAGCCGUGAGGCGGACGUGCUAAACCAGCCGCUGUAUUGGACAGAAAAGUUCAGUCAAAAUGUUACCAAAAUAAAAUCCCUACAGCAC